Molecule: messenger RNA, 1598 nt
Organism: Nematolebias whitei (Rio pearlfish)
Lineage: Eukaryota; Metazoa; Chordata; Actinopteri; Cyprinodontiformes; Rivulidae
Gene: crtap
Product: cartilage associated protein
Exons: 7
Coding region: 116-1306 (396 amino acids)
Biological process (GO): peptidyl-proline hydroxylation to 3-hydroxy-L-proline; collagen fibril organization
Cellular component (GO): endoplasmic reticulum
Molecular function (GO): protein binding; collagen binding
Source: RefSeq, a predicted model, not a curated record
GUGAUUGAACAGCGCCUCCGGGGGAGGAGCAGCCUUUGUCCGGAUACGUGGUGGAAGUUGAGGCGGUCCUCCUUCUCUGCUGGGAUCAUCUCAGCCAACCCAAACUCCAAAAAAGAUGGCACCCUCCACUUCUUCUGGCCUCCUCACCUCCUUUCUGGUGGUGUUCCUCCUCUCGGCGGCGGACUCCCAGUACGAGAAGUACAGCUUCAGGAGUUUCCCGAGACACGAGCUGAUGCCCCUGGAGUCCGCCUACAAGUACGCGCUGGACCAGUACACCGGGGAGAAGUGGCAGGACACGGUGGAGUACAUGGAGGUGGCGCUGCGCCUCUACCGGCUGCUGCGGGACAGCGAGGCCUUCUGCAACCUCAACUGCAGCUCCGUCCGGCUGGAGGACGAGCAGAGGUUCGCCGAGUUCCCGGAGCUGCGGGCCUUCGGGAACGUGAUGAAGAGGGCUCAGUGUCUGAAGCGCUGCAAGCAGGGGCUGCCCGCCUUCAGACAGAGCCUGCCCAGCAGGGACACCAUGGACGAGUUCGACCGGAGGGAGCCCUACAGGUACCUGCAGUACGCCUACUUCAAGUCCAACAACGUGGCCAAGGCGGUGUCUGCUGCUCACACCUUCCUGCUGAAACAUCCAGAUGAUGAGAUGAUGCAGAAGAACAUGGCCUACUACAAGAGUCUGCCUGGAGCAGAAGAACACCUCAAGGACCUGGAGACCAAAUCCUACGAGACCUUGUUUGUGCGUGCAGUGAGGGCGUAUAAUGGCGACAACUUCCGUACCUCGGUGUCCGACAUGGAGCUGGCUCUGAGGGACUACUUCAAGGUCUACGACGAGUGCCUGGCUGCCUCCGAGGGCCCGAGGAGCGUCAGCGACUUUAAAGACUUCUACCCCUCUAUAGCUGAUCACUACAUAGAAGUCCUCGACAGAAAGGUGCGAUGUGAAAGUGACCUGACGCCUGAAGUCGGGGGGUUUGUUGUAGAGAAGUUUGUGGCCACCAUGUACCACUACCUGCAGUUCGCCUAUUACAAAUUGAACGACCUGAAGAACGCAGUGCCGUGUGCAGCGAGCUACAUGCUGUUUGACCCCAGCGAUGAAGUCAUGAAGAACAACGUCGCCUAUUACAAAUAUCACAAAACGCAGUGGGGCUUGACAGAAGAGGACUUCUUCCCCAGAUCAGAGGCAGUGCGGUACCACAAUCAGACCACCUUGCAGCUACAGAUGUUGGAGUUCUCUAAUCAACGCCUUGUGAGCGAUGAUGAGGGGGAGGUGGUGGAGUUUAUAGAUGAGUUCCUGGACGGCGAUAAUUAAGAAGACACUGAAACACAAAGUACAAAAAUGCUCCAAAGUUAUUUAUUAGGAUUUUUAAAAGACUUAAAAAAUUUUUUACCUGCAGCUUUCGAUCAUGAAUUGUUUCUAAUUUGCCAUUUCGUGUAGUUUGGUGGUCUGAACUGACAACACGACCGCCCAGUCACUUAAAGACAAUAAUCAGGACAGAUGUGUGCUUUCUCACUGGUUUGUCAACACAUUCCUCCACUGUGAAUCGUUAAUGUCGAGACAUUUUUACAAUAAAACGGUUUAAGAAAAAUCUAAUCCUUGAUGG